AUGCACAAGUCUGGAAAGACGCGUUCUAAGACAGGGUGUCGAACGUGCCGCAUUCGCAAGGUGAAAUGUGACGAGGGAAAGCAGUUGGUCCAAGGACAGAACGAACCACAUUGUAAACGAUGCGUUGUCGCCGGUAUCCGAUGCGAGUGGAGGGGUGGGCCCAUUCCACGCAAGUCAAAGCCAGCCUCAUCUUCCCCCGCGACUGCAUUGGACAAUGGCCUUGAAAAUGGGACAACACAGAGUGCCAACGAUGCUAGUCAUAUGGUUCGAAGGCCGUCCCUGCCACAUGGUCAAUCGACAUUUUUGUCGCGCAAUGCACCAUUGAUGCCCGCGCGUGAUCCCAGCCUCCUGGGAAACAACAACCUGGUACAAGCUGCUAAUUCUCUCACCCUGUCUGCAUUUGAUCGAGACUGUCUUGGUUAUCUUCAGAACUCGACACUUGUCGUGAUUUUGGGAAAACACUGGCCAUGGUCGACAGUGUCCUACGCCUAUCAUAAGAUUAGCGUGAAAGAACCAAUGGUCAUGAGUAUGAUUCUAGCCAGCACUGCACGCGAAAUCCAUCGUUCCCGGCUUCAUGACCAAGAAGCUUCAAUUACACCAACCCUGAGCACUGAAAAUCGUGAACUAGAUGGACGUAUGCACUACGGUCGCGCCCUGUCAAGUCUGCGCCAUGCACUUAAACAAGAUGUUAAAUCGUCACAGAAGAUAGAAGCCAUAUUCGUCACGCUGUGGCUCAUGAUUGACUAUGAAAAUCGAUUCGGUAACGGAGCGACUGCAAUUAACAUUCACAUCCGUGGUAUUGAAAGUCUUCUGCACAACCAUGUUGUACCUUUGCUCCAGGCACCGGGGGACGCUUCCCAAGGCCAAGGGGCCGGGGGCUCGUCUACAGCGGCAAUAAUAUCGAGUGGUGAAGAUACUGUACGAAAGAGACAUGUUGAUAUCCAGCCAAUGCCCUCGGACGAAAUAGGCACUGAGGGGACUUCUGAUGCUGCCACAUCAAUUCCGGAUUCUUUGCGAGGACUUCGCUGCACAUCAGUGCCUCUCUUUCUGCUUUGGACCCUUUACUUUUUCACACCUGCAGCUCUUUUUUUCGGGCCUGCCACUACAAGACUGGAUACCAAUAUCUUUCAAUUCUUCUUGGGAGCUCAGAGUGAGAGCACAACGCAGAUUUCUCUUCCAGAGCUUUACCGAAUAAGUAGGCAGUCUCCCGCCCGAUUCUGGGGCGAAAAAUACCCCCUGUCUUCUCAAUUAGAUGAUAUGGAGAACCUUCCUGGCCUCACCCUGUACCAUCGAAGCCACGUCGCACAGUUUAAAAUCACGGAGCUAUUCAAACAGGGUGUGCCUAAUGGAGUCAACUCUGGAGUUGAAACGCCCUAUCAACAGAUUGUCGAUGAGAUAAACACAAUAUCUAUGGAAUAUGACACAGUUCUAACCACCGCUAGAGCAGCGCCUUCAUGUGAAUCUAUUGGUGAUAACCGCCGAGUAAUGGAGACCGUGUAUUGGUCUCGACGCAAGCUCGCAACAAUCUCAUGUCUCUCCCAAACGGCUGUAUCCCAGGUUCUUGAGCUGAGCCUGAAACUCCAUCGCAGCCGACCCCGUCUCAUGAUUCGAAUUGCCUGGCCUUUAUUCCUUGCUGGAAUUGCGACUCCGGAUCAGAUUUAUCAGGACUGGGUAGCCAUUCGACUGCGUGAGCUGGGUCGAUAUGGACAGAAUUAUACCCGCAUCAGCAAACGCUUUGAUGAGAUAAUUCAAGGGGGUCAAGCCUAUGUAUACAAUAGAGAGGACCUUGCCUUGAGUAACUCACAUAGCUAG
This is a messenger RNA of Penicillium waksmanii, 1812 nucleotides long. RefSeq lists its product as uncharacterized. The record is from RefSeq and is a predicted model, not a curated record. The transcript is spliced from 4 exons. Gene Ontology annotation, cellular component: nucleus. NCBI's taxonomy places the organism in Eukaryota, Fungi, Ascomycota, Eurotiomycetes, Eurotiales, Aspergillaceae. Gene Ontology annotation, molecular function: zinc ion binding; transcription cis-regulatory region binding; DNA-binding transcription factor activity, RNA polymerase II-specific. The coding region runs from base 1 to 1812 and encodes 603 amino acids. Gene Ontology annotation, biological process: positive regulation of transcription by RNA polymerase II.